CCUAAAACCCACGUCACUUGCAUUUCCGCCUUGUCUUGUCUUCCAACACAAUGUGGAGGUCGGUUAUGGCGGCACGAGCCUCUCAUCUCUUGAGAACACACUCAUCAUCAGCUCGCAAGCUUCUCUUCGGAACGCCUCAGAAAAACUCCAACAUUUUUCACCCCAAAGCGCGAGCCUUUACCCCUCGAUUCCUCUCCCAAACUCCGACCAACAACCUUAGUGACAACUCCGAUUCUUCGGACGUGGAGCGGCUUCCAGAACCUUCCUUGUUCGGCGAAAAUGGCGGUGCUUCCCAGAUCGAAACUGCCCAGUUGGAGAAUUUCGUUGCCGAGGAUGAAGAAAACGAUGCCGGGAAGGUGGAGGAAUUGUUGUCUCUUCUUCAGACCAGAACUUCGGAAGAUGGGUCGUCUUCUUCUCUGGAGUCCAGAUUCGACGCCAUGGAUUUGAGUCUUCACGAGGAGUUCAUGGUAAGAGUUCUUCAAACCCCACAGCUCGUGACUGAGAAUUUGAUUACUUUCUUCGCAUGGGCUUUGAAGAAAAAACCAGAGAUUAGACUAAAUCCUGGUGUUUUGGAGUCACUAGUUAGGGCUGUAUGUGAUAGUAGUCCUAAGAGGAAACUGGCCUAUUGGUUGUGGGAUUUGGUGAAGGAGAUUGGUGAGGAUGAAAUUGAUGUGCUGAACACUGAGAUUCUCAAUGGGCUUAUUGCUUCGUUUUCUAAGUUGGGUAAAGGGAAGCCUGCUAUGGAGGUUUUUGAAAAGUUUGGGGACUUUAUGGUUGAGCCAAAUGCGGAUACGUAUUACUUCACGAUUGAGGCACUUUGCAGGCGCCCAAUGUUGGAUUGGGCUUUCUCGGUUUUCGAGAAGAUGAUUGACAUGGAGAAAGUGCCCGAGGAUGGUGGUAAAGUCGGUAGGAUCAUCUCGUGGUUUUGCAAGGCGAAAAGGGCUAAAGAUGCCCAUUUGGUUUAUAUGUUGGCGAAGGAGAAGGAGUGUACGGUUCCUCAGUGCGCGGUUAACUUCUUGAUAAGUUCCCUCUGCCGGGAGGAUGGCACAGUGAGAUUGGCGCUAGAGAUGUUGGGUGAUUUUGAGGGAGAAGCGCGUAAGUAUGCUAUCAAGCCAUUUUCAACUGUGAUUCAAGGCUUGUGUAGGAUAAAAGAUGUGAAUGAGGCAAAGAAAUUGCUUCUUAAGAUGACAACGGAUGGCCCACCUCCGGGAAAUGCUGUCUUUAACUCGGUCAUCCAUGGAUUUUCCAAGGCUGGGGAAAUGGGAGAGGCAAUUGAGACAAUGAAGAUGAUGACGAGUAGGGGCUUGAAGCCGGAUGUCUACACUUACACUGUUAUUAUUAGUGGUUACACCAAUGCAGGCCAGAUGCAGGGGGCUCGUAAGAUUCUAGCGGAAGCCAAAAAGAAGCAUUCCAAACUGAGCCCCGUGACAUACCAUACACUCAUUCGUGGGUAUUGCAAACUCGAAGAGUUUGACAAGGCUUUGGAGUUGUUGGCUGAGAUGGAAGAUCACGGGGUGAAACCUAACGUUGACGAGUACAAUAAGUUGAUCCAAUCUCUUUGCCUCAAGGCUUUAGAUUGGGAGACUGCAGAGAAAUUGCUAGACGAAAUGAAUGAGAAGGGUUUGCAUCUAAAUGGGAUCACAAGGGGGCUAAUAAGAGCAGUCAAGGAAAUGGUGGAAGAAGAAGUCGAGACUACAAAGAUUAAUGUAGAGGCCUAAUACGAAGAUAUGAGGAUUCGGGGUUUAUAUUAAUCCGACGAGAAAAGGAUUAAAUUGAUGGAGCUGAGGGAAGAUGAAGUUGAUGGAUUUGCCACUUUGAGGCAUUUAGAAUUGAAAAUUUGAGUACGAAUAAUGAGUGCUGCGGGCAGCCAAAGGAAGUAUAUAGGCACUUCCCAAGAAACGUGAAAAUGAUAAACAAGGAUGUUCUCCAAAAAAGCAAAAAGAGUUGUAUAUUUACAAGACCGGUUCUUUUGUGAUGUUUCUCAAGUUAAACUUGACUGUUUAAUGCCAGUUUGGCGUUGUUGUGCUGUUAAAAAUUUUGUUGCUGUUGUGUUUUUAGUUA
Messenger RNA from Morus notabilis, 2061 nucleotides. RefSeq names its product pentatricopeptide repeat-containing protein At3g02650, mitochondrial. Bases 51 to 1718 code for a protein of 555 amino acids. The record is from RefSeq and is a predicted model, not a curated record. The transcript is spliced from 2 exons. Lineage: Eukaryota; Viridiplantae; Streptophyta; Magnoliopsida; Rosales; Moraceae. Gene Ontology annotation, molecular function: protein binding.